Molecule: messenger RNA, 1484 nt
Organism: Leguminivora glycinivorella
Lineage: Eukaryota; Metazoa; Arthropoda; Insecta; Lepidoptera; Tortricidae
Gene: FMO2
Product: senecionine N-oxygenase-like
Exons: 8
Coding region: 154-1461 (435 amino acids)
Molecular function (GO): N,N-dimethylaniline monooxygenase activity; flavin adenine dinucleotide binding; NADP binding
Source: RefSeq, a predicted model, not a curated record
AUGCAUCAGUUGUGUUGAAGACUCUCAGAGGUAAUGCGCGUUGGUGUGAACGUUGUGUGUAUUUUUAUCAGUCAUGCAUUGUGUGAUAAAGAUUAAAUAUUGAUAAAUUUAAAUACGUAGUCGACAUAUUGCAUUACGUCACGCGGUUAAGUCAUGGACAAAAUAACCAAUCCACGAGUAUGUGUAAUCGGCGCGGGCGUCGCUGGGCUAUCUUCAGCCAGAUAUUUGAAGGAGGAGGGCAUCAACUUCACCGUCCUAGAAUGCACCAGAUACGUUGGAGGCACCUGGCGAUACGAUCCCAGGGUGGGGACAGACGAGAAUGGACUGCCUCUGCAUACGAGCAUGUAUAAACAUUUAAGGACAAAUCUACCAAAACCUACAAUGGAACUGAACGGGUACCGGUUACCUGAUGACACGCCUUCCUACCCCAGUUGGGAGCGCUACUACAAGUAUCUGAAAGAUAUUGCUGAACAUUUUGAUUUAGAAAAGCAUAUAAAAUUCCUACAUCUAGUAGUGUCAGUAAAGAGGAUAGAUAACGUGUGGAAAGUGAAGCACAAACAUGUCAUCACUGGAGAAGAGUUCAAUGAAGACUACGAUUAUGUUUUAAUAGGAACAGGACACCACAGUAAACCCAACAGACCUGUUAUAAAGGGAGAAGAGAAAUUCAAAGGAACCAUAAUCCACAGCCACGACUACAGAACCCCCGAGCCCUACGCCCACCGUCGCGUCCUCAUCAUCGGCGCCGGACCCUCCGGCAUGGAAAUCAGCUUAGUAGUCGCUGAGGUCGCCAGCCGUCUGGUCCACAGUCACCACUCGCCUGCCAAGUUCGAUGCCACAUUCUUCCCGAGCGUUUAUGUGAAGAGACCUGAUGUGCAGGAGUUGAAUGAGACCGGAGUCGUUUUCGUUGAUGGCAGUUUUGAAGAAGUUGAUGAUGUCAUUUUAUGCACAGGAUAUGAAUACGACUACCCCUUUCUCGACAGCAGUAGCGGGCUGACGUUUUCGACGAUAAGUGUGGUCCCUCUCUACAAGUACAUGGUCAAUAUACAUGAGCCCUCCAUGGUAUUCAUGGGGUUAGUGGUCCGCGCUUGUUUGGUCGUUGCUAUUGACGCUCAAGCCCGUUACGCCACGGCGCUAAUAAAGGGCAACUUCACUCUGCCGUCCAAGGAAGAAAUGAUGGCAGACUGGCAAUCACAUGUAGAUAAUCUUCUCGCCAAAGGACGCUCGCUGAAAGACAUACAUAUUUUAGCAGAUAAAGAGGACGCCUAUUACGAAGAUCUGACAAGAGAGUCCGGCAUCGCCCGCGUACCUCCAGUCCUGUUCAAGAUUCGCGACAUGGAUAUGAAGGCCAAAAUCAAAAACUUGUUCACGUACAGAAAUUAUGUGUACACUGUGCUUGACAACGAAACGUUCACGCGACGCCUGCAAGACGAGUCUACCACUUCGAACAAUACUGUUAUGUAAAUUCAAAUAUAUAUUUAUUACUU